CUGCUCUUGCUCUUCCCCAUGGCCUCGCGGCACCCGGCCUUUUCCUUCCACCAGCGGGUCACCCUGCGGGAGCACCUGGAGCGGCUGCGGAGGGCCUUAUGCGGGGACCAGGAAGAGGAGACCUUCAGCCGCCACCAAGCCCAGAAUGACUUUUCCCGUAGUGACUGCAUGUCGAGUAAUGAGACCAGUUUGUUAGAACGAACCACAGCACCUCACGAUGGACUACCAAUGGCUUCCCAUAGACCUCAGCGAGAAGCUGUACACAUUGAGAAGAUAACCCUGAAAGGAGUACCAAGAAAAAGGGCUGACAAACACUUGGAAUACACGUUCAAAGUAACCUGGUCUGAUCUUUCUGUAACAUGUGUAACAAAAACACACCAGGAGCUUCAGGAGUUCCUGCUCAAG
Molecule: messenger RNA, 405 nt
Organism: Struthio camelus australis
Lineage: Eukaryota; Metazoa; Chordata; Aves; Struthioniformes; Struthionidae
Source: RefSeq, a predicted model, not a curated record